GCGGGAGGAGCCAGGUUUGACUUAAACGCCGCCUCUUUGAGGCAAAAUCCCGAUCUUUUAAGUCGCAGAUUAAGUAGAAAGUGAGAUUUGAAGAAGUGGGUGAUUUUUUUUUUGAGUGCCAGUGAAAUUGUGUCAAGUUUCUUGGAAAAGUGAAAAAUUUUAAUUAUUAUGCCAAGAAGACGCAGAAUGAGCUCAGACGACUCAGAAGACGAGUUCGACGAGACGCGCCACCCUCAACGGAACGCGGCAAAUGCGAGGGAAAGGGCUAGAAUGAGGGUGCUCAGUAAGGCGUUUUGCAGGUUGAAAACCACUUUACCCUGGGUACCAGCGGAUACAAAACUUUCAAAAUUAGACACCCUCAGAUUGGCUACCAGCUAUAUAGCGCAUUUAAGGGCUGUUCUAAUGGAUCAACCACCACCUAGUGAUAAUUUACACAAGCACCCAUUGACUUUGACUUGGCCAUUUAGUUUUCAUCAGCAGCGUCCGGAGUCGUCGUCGACAGACGGUUCCUACCAGGAACAACAGAUAAACCAAAACCAACCCCCGUGGGUUGACGUGCCACCCUCUCAACACCCCGUCGUCAGGGAUAAAGAAGUGUCUUAUUACUAUUAAUUUAUUUGUGGCUUUAAGACUUUCAGGAAGUCGUUUAAUAUUGGGGAUUAUCCCUUACUAAUUUGUACAGAUUAUGGUUUUAUUUAUUAUACUUAGUAGAAAUAGAGUAGGUGCUAUUUAUUAUUAGACCGAGAGCUUAUAACACAAAAAAGUUAGUCAUUUGUAACAGGUAUGGCGACCCCCUAGGGGUAAUGAGGAAAACGUAAAAGAUGAUACAUUUCUUGCCGUUGGGUCCUAAUGGCAUGGCGCCUAAUCGAACUUGUCAGAUAAAUUGCGGGUUUCAAACGAUUUGUAACACAAAGAUUCUUGUAUUUUUCGAUAGUUUAUGAGAAAGGAACUAGUCGAAAGCGAAAUGCCAUUCUUAUCCGGUAAGGCUUGCCUUAAUAGUCCGCCAUACCAAUCAGCGCGCGUUGGUUUUUAUUAUUUUUUUGUAUCAUUAUUAAGGAGUCAUCACAAAAAUCACCGUGUCAUAACUUUCCGAUGGUUCCAAGUAGCCGCCAUACCGACCCAAAGACGUAGAUUUCUUUAAAAAUGCUAACUAAAAGAUUUGUAACAGUAUGGCAUUUGUUUUUUCGAAAGGUAAUAAUAUAAUGUGACCGUUCAUAUAUUUGCCAUACUUAUAAUCAAGUGCAAAAGUCGUGCCGGACUUGAAAAACUAGUUUUCUGAAACGUCUUCCAGCUACAACUGGUACAAAAUCUUGAAUUAUUUAUUACAGUAUGGUGCCAUUGUAUUAAGUUUGUUUUUAUACGAUUCUACCUAAAAACAAUAAUCCCAUACUGAUUUUGCUGAUACCAUGGAGCUGAAGACUGUCACACUUGUGCUAAGAUGAGACCAAAAAAAAAAUGACGAAACGGAAUUGUAACAGUAUGGCAUUUUAAUUUUUCAAAAGAUUACAAGGAAAAAUUAUGCCAUACUUAUCGUGAACUUUUGGUGCCAUACUUGAAAAAUUAGUUUUCUGAAACGUCUUCCAGCUACAAUUGGUAAAACAUGUAAAAUUAUUUAGGUAUUACAGUCAGUAUAGCAUCUAUAUUGUAGUCACUUUGUUUCUAUACGAUUCUACCUGAAAACAAUUAUCCAAUAUUGAUACCAUGGGGCUGAAGACUGUCACACUAAAAAAAUGACGAAACGAAUUGUUACAGUAUGACUUUUCAAUUUUUCGAAAGUUUACGAGGGAAUAUAUUUCGGAAAAAUUAUGCCAUACUUAUAGUGAAGUCUGAAAGUUGUUACUUGAAGAACUGGUUUUCUUGAACGUUUUUGAGCUACAACUGGUACAGGUUGUUAAAAUUCUCAUUACAGUAUGGUAAUGUUUUUUUAUACUGUGUGUGUGUGUGCGUUGACAUGAAACAAAGUUCCAUGAAACUUGCUACAGUUUACAAGUCUCAUGGAACUUAUUCCUCCAGUGUCACCUGUUUUUGAAUUGGGCGAGAUGGCCACAACCGAGGGAAAAAAUUUUGAGGGGAGCGUAGAAUAUUAUAAAUCAUUGUUAUACAAGAAGAUUGUCACUACCAUAACGUCUGAAACUUUGAUAUUUAGAUUCUCAGUACCUUGAACUUUCAGAAAAAAAUCGUGCCAGACUGUUACAAAUAUUUGACCCAUACCACGGGUAUGGCGUAGUCUGAUUUUAAUUUCUAAUCACACAAACAAGUGUCAAACAAAUGUAUAGGGUGUUACAAAUCGAAAUCGUUUAGUAUUAUUAAAGACAUCUACGUCUUUGGGGCGGUAUGGCGUCUACUUAAAACCAUCGAAACAGAGUAGGACUGUUUCUGCAGAAAUCACAAACCAGUCAGAGCGAAUUUCAUUUGUUUCAAAAUAGUCAAAUGGAAUUCACUCUGACUGGUUUGUGAUUUCUGCAGAAACAGACCUAUUAUGGCACGGUGAUUUUCGUGAAUGACUCCUCAAAGAUGAUCAGUAAAAAAAAAAAAUUGCUUGUUACAAAAUAAUCUUAAUAAAUAAUCGUUUCGUUCUCCUCAUUACGUAAUUCGACCUCUAGAGGGCGCCAUACGUGUUACAAAUGAUUAACAGCUGUAUGCAGCAAUCUGCAGCAUCCUCUUUUAACUUGAAAGCUCUUUUUAAAACUGGUCACUUUUAAAAAUAUGUAUUCUAAACCAUACAAAUUUUUAAAGGUACCAGUUUUAAAAAGCGCUUUUAAGUUAAAAGAGGAUGUUGCACACAGCUGUAAGUUUUUUGUGUAAUGAGCUCCCAGUCUAUUAUAUGGUAUAAAGAUGAUGUAAGAUGAAAUGAUUUUUAAUACAGC
This is a messenger RNA of Ceutorhynchus assimilis (cabbage seed weevil), 2867 nucleotides long. NCBI's taxonomy places the organism in Eukaryota, Metazoa, Arthropoda, Insecta, Coleoptera, Curculionidae. The record is from the annotation of a GenBank genome assembly.